Molecule: messenger RNA, 2065 nt
Organism: Sesamum indicum (sesame)
Lineage: Eukaryota; Viridiplantae; Streptophyta; Magnoliopsida; Lamiales; Pedaliaceae
Product: AAA-ATPase At3g50940
Molecular function (GO): ATP hydrolysis activity; ATP binding
Source: RefSeq, a predicted model, not a curated record
CACCCCCAAAUUCCUACACAACCUCUCUCCACUUUGAAAACCUUUUUCAGUCCGUCAACCCAAAACAAAUAUCCUUUCAAAAAUCUUCUUCAAUAUUGGCCUUUUUUGUGGAUAAUGGGAGCUGAAAUCACAGCCUAGAUUCUUGUCUUCACGCGCCAAAAGAAGAACCCCGUUUUCGGAUUCUGUUGAAUUCCAAGAUUUGAUUCUGCUACGACCCAAAAGAAACAACAGAACAAUGUAUUCAAAUAUUGAACUCCCGUCGACCAAGACAGUGAUCUCCGCCGCCGCUUCCGUCGCGGCCACGGCCGUGCUAGUUCGGUCAUUUGCCCGAGAUUUCCUCCCCCAUGAGCUCAGUCAAUAUUUCUCGAUCAAGCUCCAAAACCUUUUUACUGCAUUCUCUAAUGAAAUAACCUUGGUCAUCCAUGAGUUCGAUGGCCUAAACAGAAACCAACUCUUUCACGCCGCAAGACUCUAUGUGGCCACCAUUAUUACCCCCUCCACCAAGAGAUUUCGGGCUUCGCUGCCCGAAAAGGAGAAGAGAAUCCGUGUUUCAGUGGGAGGAAAUGACGAUAUCACCGAUAAGUUUUGUGGGUUCCAACUGAAAUGGAGGAUAGUUGUCAAAGAAACUCAACCCCGGUACGUUAACUACCCCGAUGACUUCCAACACACUCUGACAACUGAAUUUAGGUGCUUGGAGUUAACCUUCCACAAGAAACACAAAGACAAGGUUUUCAAUGAGUAUUUGACAUAUGUUAUUGAAAGAUCAAAAGCUGUUAAAGAGGAACAAAAGACCCUUAAAUUGCACACGUUGAGAAAUGAUAGAAUGCAUGGACUACGGCGGGAUCCAUGGCAAGCUGUGAAUCUUGAUCACCCGGCAAAUUUUGGGACUUUAGCAAUGGAUGAGGAGAUCAAGAAGACGAUAAUAGAUGAUCUUGACAGGUUUUUGAAGAGGAAAGAGUUUUAUAGGAAGGUGGGGAAAGCUUGGAAAAGAGGGUACUUGUUGUUUGGGCCUCCAGGGACAGGCAAAUCAAGUUUGAUUGCAGCCAUGGCCAAUUAUUUGAAUUUUGAUGUUUAUGACUUGGAACUGACUGACCUUAGGUCCAAUUCCGACUUGAGGAGAUUACUGAUUUCUACGGCAAAUAGGUCAAUUCUUGUGGUGGAAGACAUUGAUGCAUCCAUUGAUCUGUCUGAUAGGAGGAAAUCACCAAAACAAUUCCCACCCAUUUUCCAUCAAAGCCAACGACCAAAGAUUACCUUGUCAGGGCUACUGAAUUUCAUGGAUGGGUUGUGGUCAAGUUGUGGAGACGAACGGAUCAUUAUUUUCACGACGAACCACAAAGAAAAGCUCGAUCCAGCUUUGUUGCGUCCUGGCCGUAUGGAUGUGCACAUUCACAUGUCUUACUGCACCCCCUGUGGCCUCAAAAUGCUGGCAACCAAUUAUCUUGGAAUCACAAGUCACCCGCUUAUAUUAAAGGCUGAGGGGCUAAUAGCCUCGAUCAAGGUGACUCCUGCUGAUGUAGGGGAACAGCUGUUGAAGAGCGAUGAUCAGGAGCUUGCUCUCCAGGGCCUGAUUAAGUUCCUUGAACACAAAAAGGAGACUGUAAGAGUUAGAGAAGAAAACUUAGAAAUGACCAAAAGAGAAGUGACAAAUGAAGAGAGAAUGGAAGAAGGGUCUAAGAAUUUGAAGGCUUGCAAGACCUCAGAUGGGCUUAAAGAAUUGAUCAAGAUAGCUAAAGCAUCUUCUGCAAAUAAGAGGGAGAAGAUGCUUGAGAAGGAUGAGGCUGCUAAUGCCUUGAAAAUCUUGAUGGAAUUCCUUGAAGAGGAAAUUGGGACCAAAAAUGUGGAAGAUUCUGAUCCAAGUUUAGGGGCUUCUGUAGUACCUCAGUCAGAAUCUGGGAAAGAAGAGGGGAUCGAGACUGAGUGAAACGGUGGGGUUUGCUUUGAAGGAGAAGUAAAGCUAUCUCUAGUAGGUAACAUGAAAUAACACGAUUGAUGCAACUUAUCUAUUGAGGAACUUAUUCUGUAAUCAUUUCCAGAAAAUGAAAUCUUUAGUUAGCCCCACUUA